Molecule: messenger RNA, 2237 nt
Organism: Dendrobium catenatum
Lineage: Eukaryota; Viridiplantae; Streptophyta; Magnoliopsida; Asparagales; Orchidaceae
Product: protein DA1-related 1
Exons: 12
Coding region: 405-1919 (504 amino acids)
Molecular function (GO): ubiquitin binding
Source: RefSeq, a predicted model, not a curated record
UCUUCCGGAUUGUCUCUUGCACGUCCUGCCUUCUUCCAUGUGGGAGAAAAGAUUUACUCCUCCGCUUGCCAAUUUAGUCUUCAUGAGUAUUAAUCACUGCAAAAGGCCGAAACUUUACAGUUUCUUCUCCUCCCUUCUUCUUCUUCUUCUUCUUCUUCUUCUUCUGUCGCUGCUUGCUGUAAUAGGGGGGAAGAGUGGGAAGGACCCGCGUGGGAAUGGGUACAAACCACUUGAAAAGGACCCAGCACCUAUAAAUCCAUAUUUGUUACGAAGCCCCACAUCUGAAUGGCUUUACCGAAGUUCUUUUGGGAUUGCGACAAACAGGGCGACGAAAUGAGGAGUAAUCGAGAGUGAAAGAAACCUCAAGGAUAUUUUGAAUUUUCAUGUGAAAAAAGUCUCAUAGAAUGGGUUGGCUGAGCAAGAUUUUCAAAGGUUCAAGACAUAAAAUAUCACGAGGGCAAUACCGUGGGAAAUCUAGUGAUAAUGACAAUUGGAAUGAAACCUCAAAUUCUUUGCCAUACUCGGGAUAUGAAAGUGAAGAUCUGGAUCAUGCUAUUGCACUUUCCCUUUCAGUGGAGGACCCAAAGAAUGCAAAUGCCACUGAAUUUGAAUUUGAUGUGGACGAAGAUGAACAACUUGCUAGGGCUUUGCAAGAAAGUUUAGAUAUUGAAUCACCUCCCCGACAAAGUAUAGAAUCACCUCCUCGAGACAAUGUAGAAUCGCCUCCUCAACAAAACAUAGAUUCGCCUCCUGAACAAAGCUUAGAAUCACCUCCUUGGCAAAAUGGUCACAUCUAUCAACCAUCAUCAUUCUUCGUCCACACGAAAUCGAGGAUUUGCGCUGGAUGCAAGAAUGCAGUUGGUCAUGGGCAAUUUCUUAGUUUUAUGGGUGCUAUUUGGCACCCAGACUGCUUUCGUUGUUAUGCUUGUGAUCAACCAAUAACUGAUUAUGAGUUCUCUAUGUAUGGAGAUUACCCCUAUCAUUUGUCUUGCUACCGAGAUCUGUAUCACCCAAAGUGUGAUGUUUGUAAGCAAUUUAUUCAACCUAAUAUGAAUGGCCUCAUCGAGUACCUGGCACAUCCUUUUUGGAUGCAAAAAUAUUGUCCUUCACAUGCGCAUGAUGGUACUCCAAGGUGUUGCAGUUGCGAAAGGAUGGAGCUUAGAGAUACGAAAUAUGUCAAUCUGGAUGAUGGGCGGAAGCUUUGUCUAGAAUGUUUGGAUUCUGCAAUAAUGGAUACCAAUGAGUGCCAACCACUCUAUAUUGAUAUUAGGGAAUUUUUUGAAGGUUUAAAUAUGAAAGUGGAUCAGGAGAUUCCAUUGCUUUUGGUUGAGAGACAAGCUCUAAAUGAAGCCAUGGAAGGAGAAAAACAAGGACACAAUCACCUUCCUGAAACUAGAGGUCUUUGUCUAUCAGAAGAGCAAAUUGUCAGCACAAUAUCAAGGAGACCAAGGUUUGGGCCAGGAUCUAAAGUCAUUGAAAUGAUUAAAGAGCCAUACCGGCUUACUAGACACUGUGAAGUAACAGCAAUUCUGAUUCUCUAUGGGCUACCGAGAUUAUUGACAGGGUCGAUUCUUGCUCAUGAGAUGAUGCAUGCAUGGCUGCGACUUAAAGGUUAUCGAGAUCUCAAUCUAAAAGUGGAAGAAGGCAUUUGUCAGGUUUUGGCUCAUAUGUGGGUAGAAUCGGAGAUCAUGUCCAGCACCGGGAGCAAUGUUGCUUCCUCUUCUUCAUCAACUUUACCUAAAAAAGGCACAAGAUCAGAAUCUGAAAGGAAGCUCGGUGAUUUCUUCAAAAUCCAAAUAGAAUUAGAUCCUUCUCCUGUAUAUGGAGAUGGCUUUCGCGCUGGCAAUGAGGCAGUGAUCAAGUAUGGUCUCAAAACUACUCUUAACCAUAUAAAGUUGACAACAAGUUUUCCUUGCUAAAAACAUAAACACCAUUCUUCUGCAUCCAAGGCUUCGUUUGGGACAGCUUUUUCACUGCUUUUUAAAGCUACUUUUUAAUACAAAAAUCUCUAAAAAAUAGAAAAAAUUGUAGUUUAAAGCUGUCCCAAACGAAGCCUAAAUUGCAAAGCUCACACUAAUUUACACCAUUCAGCAAAGACUGCAAAAACCAUAUUUAACGAGGAAAAAAGUUCACAUGAAAGGUACUCAGCAUGUACGACUAAUCAUUUGUGACUUUGUUUUAUAUUUUUAUAGGUUAUAGUUACAAUGAAUAAAGCUGUUAUCAUCGUUUUCUAUGCA